GUUUUUUAAGAACUUUAUUUAAACUUUUGAAUAUGAUUCUGAAUGUUGUUGUUGUGUGAUCACACGUACGAGUUAUCAACAUGUAAUCGAAAACAAAUGGUCCAGUAUAAUGAACGCCUCCUAACGGUCAGCCGCGAAGAGUCCGUGGUGGACGGACCCAGCGGCGCUGGCGAGCAGCUCUCACGGGACCGUUCUCUUUUCUUUUUUUGGAAGUGAGACUAAUAAAACCACUGGAAUCAGCGGUUUGUGAAAGAGGAUGAAUUUAUCCUCACGCGUUGCCAAAGUUCAGCGAAGGGGUCCUGGGGUGGGGGCAGGAUGAAUGUGAGGUCAUUACCAUUAGUGUCCAUGUGUUAUCUGCACCGUGCAGGAAGUGAUGCUCGACGGGUUGAACGUGAUGAACCACGCUCCACAGAACACCCAGGAGGAGAUCCAACUUCUCACAUGUGGACAAGAUGUGAGGGGAAAGAAGAGGGCUCGCGUCUGUUAACCUGCGUCUGCUCGAGUCGCCCUGGACCGCCCGAGUUCCCCGGCCGGACCUGGACGUCGCGGGUGCACCUUUGCGCAGAGCCCGGGUGGACGCCGAGCGGCUCCGCCGGGUGCACAAAGGCAGCGGCUCGCAGAGGAACUUGUUCAGAGUGAACCGGGGACGCUGCGAGGCGAGAUAAACAACCCUCCGGACCCGAGGCAUCCGCGGCCGCGCUGCUCCGGCCCCGUCGAGCACACGGAUCCCCGCCGCCCGCACGACGAGCACAAGGUAAGGACUCGUUUUCGAGGCGUUCCGGCGAGACCGGAGGGCUGCGGAGCGGGCUGAGCCACCUCCGCGUCGGCUUGCCGAGCGUGGUUGUUUUUGCAGAAAAUGGCGUCAUCGCCCUCUUGUUUCUGCUUGGCCGCGGCGGGGAGAGGACCGGUUUCAGGGACGUGUGGCGGCCGCGGCGCGGGGCGUUAUGUGUCCACAAAGACGGGGUCGCCUGCCGCGAGGUGUGCUAUUCGACUGCGAAUCGACAAAUACGAGACGGUUCGCGAUUUCGCCCGGUGGAAGGACGCGCAAAGAUGGAAGGGUCGCCGGUCCUGUGCGCCAAGCUGCUUCUUGGAAGAGGUGGCACGGAGCCGCAAAACGCAAGCGUUUUACGUUCGCUCCAGUGCCAUCUUCUGCGGCUUCGUGCCCGUCCAACUGGCCGCGGGCGGGUCCGUGUUCCGACCGGGGGGGUGAUGGACGGAUCUGUGCGAGUGCUGCACCUUGUCUUUGUGUGGGUUUUAUUCGGGUUAGCUCGUUUUUACGCCGCACUCCGCUUCCAUGCUGCAAUCGUUACGAGGGGCCUCUCUUUGACGGCUCGGAAGGUGCAUUUCAUCCCCGACUCGUCCUUUGAUCAACUUAAGCUGCGCCUUUGUUGCUCAAAAUAGUGGCGUUUCGGGGCUGACAAUAUAACCGUGUAAAAGGAGAUUUUGGGGGAUAAUGGGGGCGAUGCAAAUCGUGCCAUGAGAACGGCGAGCUGCCCUGCGCCCUGGCUCGCCGCUCGCCAGACGAGGACAGGCUGAAUGAGGUCACAGGCGUGUGCUGGUAGUGAACGUGCGGCGCAGCAAGCCAGUCCUGGCAGGAUGGUAAAGGCCCAUAAGUCAAGUGGGAGGAAGAGCUCUCACGCUCUCCGCAGACAGAGUGGUGGUCAGACAGAGAUGGAGGAAGCCCAGCCCCUGUCAGACGCCCAGCAGCCACCACAGGAGCAGCCCCAUGGAGAAGACCAGUCCUCUGAACGAGCCGAACUCGGGACCUCCGCUUCAGCUGAGGCUCUGUCUGAGAACUGGGACCAGGAGAAAGACGACUCUGCUGCGCAGGCCAGGCCCAUGUGGAAACCCAUUCCCCCUCUGCUGCCUGACCCCGAGCACCACGGGAGCACUUCCACCGGGACCAAGGACCAGAGCUGCCAGACGGAGGAGCAUCUUCAGCAGACCAGUGCCGGCAGCCAUGGUCAUAACACAGGUGUCUGUGCUGAGCCCGGAGAUCCUCCUCUGCUCCAACAGCCUCUGCAGACCUCCAAGUCUGGGAUUCAGCAGAUAAUUGAGUGCUUCCGUUCAGGCACCAGCCAGUUGAGACACAUGCUGCUGAGGGAGGUGGACACCAUCUUCGAGUGUAAACUGUGCCGCAGUCUGUUCAGGGGCCUGCCCAACCUCAUCACGCAUAAAGAGUACUACUGCCUAUCACGGCUGCCUGAGACCGACGGUGACGACAGACAGAGCGUGGCCAUGAAGGAUUUAUUGGACACCAUAUAUCCCAGAGCCGACCGACCAGACUACGUGGUCCGACUUGAGCCAAUUCAGACCACUACCAAGGCUGUGUUCCAGCACAUCACCACGGAGGAGGAGCUGGCUAGGUAUCCAUCACAAACACCCAGUGCCAGAGAGAGCCCAGUAGCAUGGGAGGGAGAACCAGCGGAGGGUGGGGACAACAGCCAGGCGAGCCAGCGAGGUGGACCAGAGAGCAACAGCAGCCCGGCACCCAAGAGAUGGGAGGCGGAGGAAGAAGCUAAAGAAGAUAAGCCACCGCCUGAAGACGAGGGAUCCACCAGCGGGGUAGGUGACCAGGUCGAGGAUGUGACAAUCUCCUGUUGUCUGUGCGGUCAGGACUUCAACUCGCGCCGCAGCAUCAGGCGCCACUGCCGCAAAAUGCACCAGACCAAACUGGAGGAGCUCCGCAAGUUCACCGAGACGCGUACAGUUCCCACAAGCCUGCUCUCGAUGGUGAAAGGUCGGCCGAGGACUCUCAGCACGCCGACCGGAAAGUCCUGCCCCGUGUGCCUCAAAACCUUUGCUACCAAAGCCAACGUGCGCCGUCACUUUGACGAGGUGCACCGCGGCCUGCGCAGGGACAACACGCCCAGCACCACCACGUGGCCGGGCGGCCAGCCCCUCGCCUUGGAGGCCACGCCUCCCAGGAAGAGCAACAAUUCCUCCCCUACGCGGAGCCACAGCUCCAAGUCGACCCCUGUCAUCUCCAAAACGACGCCUUCAAAUCAGAACCAAGCCAAACCUCCGAGUCAGACCCCGGCGCCUCCACCUGUGAACCCGGCGGCCUCGUGCCGCUGCACGAUCUGCAAGAGGAACUACAGCUCUCAGCUCAUGUUGAAGAGGCACAUGCGUAUUGUCCACAAAAUAUACAGUGUGAAAAACAACAGGUCUCCUGCCGCCGCACCACCUGCCGCUGCUACUACAGCAGCUACUCCCAACAGCAGCAGUGCUAACGCAGGCCCGAGCAACAACGUCCGAGUGAAGGAAGAAGCAGUCGAGCCCUCAGGCGAAGACGAGGAGGAAGAGGAGGAAGAGGGAAUGGACAGUACUCCCGCCCCGUCUCCAAGUGACAGCACUGGUACGGCCAAAGUUGUUCCUGCUGCACAAAACUCCAUGAAGGUGAAGGAGGAGGAGGCCCCGCGGAGCCCAAAAGUGGCGCCAUCCUUAUCUUCAUCAUCCUCCCGUGGGGGCAGCGGGGGCGUUGCCACCAAAAUGACCAAACUGUCUGUGGGUUUCGACUUCAAGCAGCUCUUCUGCAAACUGUGCAAGCGGCAGUUCAGCUCACGCCAGAACUUAACCAAGCACAUUGAGCUGCACACUGACGGCAACGACAUCUUCAUUAAGUUCUACCGCUGCCCUCUCUGUCGCUACGAAUCGCGGCGCAAGCGCGACGUGCUGCGCCACGUGACCGUGGUCCACAAGCAGUCGUCUUCAUACCUCGCCAAGAUCAUGCCCAAACUGGAGAGCAGGGCGGUGAAGAGGCUCGCCGAGGUCGUCCUCAGCAGCACGAGCCCCAACAAGAGGACGAGUGUCAAAGAGGAAGUGAACGGACGCCACGCCUCUUCGUCCUCCCCUUCCCCUCCUUCCCCUCCCGUCACGCGCAAGCAAGAGGGCUCCACGGCUGCCCCGACCUCCUCCUCAGCCUCCUCCUCCGCCCCACCUCCCGCCCCCGCCACUCGAAAACAGCAGGACAUGUCAUCGCCGGUGGUCAACCCGUCCCCUCCGCUCACCCGUAAGCAGGAGAGACACCAGACCCGCCAGCAGCGCCCCGUCAGCCCGCCGCUGACCCGCCGCAGUGAAAAACACAUGCACCCACGCAACUCCACCUCCGCCCCGUCGCCCAGCAACCAGCCACCACACACCCGACGGCACGACGCGCAGUCGGAGAGCAGCGGCGCGGCGACGACCUCAACGGAGGUCAGGGUGACCAAGAACUUCUCCCUCCAUGCCUGUGACCAAUGUGGACGAGCCUUCGCCAAGAAGCUGUACCUGGAGUCUCACAAGCGAAGCCAUCGUAACGCGGCAACGGCCGCUGCCAGCAAGAGGAAAGGAGUCAGCACUCGCUCCAAAUCCCUGGUGUGGUGAAAAGACACGGCGCCGCCGGGGACGACGGACGAGCAGCCCACGAACGAAGAAGAAGAAGGAGAUUCAAAACUUUCAAUUUGGAAAAUGAAUGGCUUCGUGGAACUAACCGAGAGCAGAAAUGGAGAAGCAAACAGAAACAUGAGGAACAGUGGAGAACGACUGGAAGUGAAGUACAAAAGUUUUUUUUUUUCCUCUCUCUCCUUUUGCUCAAGAACCAAAUAUAUUGUUGGAAUCUGAUGUGACUUUUGUAUAUUUUCACGAUGAAGCCAGACAGCUUGCUGGACGGCGGCGCUGCUAUCCACCAAGAGACUGCUCACUCCUGCUGUACAUGUCUGUCUUCGCCCGCUACAUUAUGUAGAUAUGGAUCCAUACGCAGAUUACUGACUUGUACUGCUGCGCUCUCUGUAGAGAGGGAAAGAGAGAAGAAGCAAAUCAUAACUGGAAUCACAGGUUUUUUCUUUUGUUUAAAAGAAAACAGAAUCUGAUUUGACUCUCACAGAUAUUCAUGUGUGGGUCCUUCACUUUGAGCAUUUCAAAUCAGCUGACCUUCAUGUCGUCUGUGUAUUCAGGAUAUUGAGGGCGGCCUCGGAUUGAUAUAUUCAAAAACCACUCGCUCGACAGAUCGACGCGAGAUACAUUUCCAUCCCUGACCAUUUUUUCUGCUCCCCUUUGUUCUCCUGACAACAGGAGCUCAGUUGUGUCCUGACGGAGAGAGAACACACACCCUCAGUGUUUCCCGGCUGCGUGCCUUAGUGUUGAACGUCACCUCGAUCUCCUCAUGUACGCGUUUCCCCCACAGAUCUUCCCCCGGAUCUGUAAUGUUCUUCAUGUUAGCAGCUCGUAGUCUUUAUUUCGUGACCUGUUUGUGAUUUCCAGUGACCAUAUGCAGUCUUCUGUUAGAUCAUCAAAUGUUCAUAAACUACAGGGUAUGGUCAAAAUACGGGAGGAGCCAAAAAGUAUAUUUGCAGUUUUCCCCAAGAAUUAUGUGUGCACUUUUUCUCCUCUCAUUUUCCUGUGGUCACUGGCGUUUCUUCUUACACUUCAGGCGUUUCCUUUACCUUGACCAAACCCUGUCUGACCGUGACCUUGUCAGGCCCAGACUUUGCCUGGUCACAGCAGGAGCAUCAGGUUACAAGGCUCCAAUAAGGACUUUACAUGAAAUUUCAUCAGCUCUGUUCUUCUUCUGAUCUUUUGAGAGGCAAAACGCGCCCUACGUGAUACAUGACUUGUGCAGAGGAUCUGCACAUAAUAUGAGGAGUAAUUUUUUUUUUUAACAUGAGAAACCAUUAACUGGAAGACUGAAAGGAAAAGAGAAUCAUAACCGCACUGUGUUUCUGUUCCAUGCGUCCCACACAUCACUCAAACAUUUUGACCAAUCAGAGCUAAAAGACAAAAUGACAACAGCGCAGCGUCGUGGCUCAACUUAAAAAUUUACAUUCAACUCUUUGUUCCAUUAACAAACAAACAAAUGCAGGCGCUCAAAUUUUUCUUUGUCUAAACUUUUUAACCUUCCCCAUAUAAUCUCCAUAUUAUUAUUAUUAUUUAUUCUUUUUAAGACUAAAUGCUGCAUUGGCUCCGUACUCGAACGCGAGCGGGGCUGAGGUAGUCUCUGAAACACUGGCACACAACGAGAACUGGCAGGAGAAGAGCGAGGACGACCAAAUGUAUAGAUACGUCUUAAUUUUCGAACAGUAAGCCAUGAAAUGGAACAAAACCGGGACGAUGAAGAAGAAACAAAAGAGGAAAGACCAAACUUUAUUUUUAUAACGCGACAGUCUUGAAAACAUGUAUAUAUGGAUUCAUCCUAUAAAUAAUAGUUCUAAUAGUCACAAUAGUUAUUGACAUGUGCGUAACUGUUGGUCGACCAUAUGCUUCAACCAUAUGUCGGACUAGUUUCUAAUGUCACUGUUUAAUACCGACGCUGAUCUGUUCCGUGAUUAGUCAACGUCGUCUUUUUUUGUUGUUGUUUUUGUUGCGUCUCAUUCCUUUUGAAAGAGGCCAUUUUUGUUGGGAUGAGUCAAGAGGAGAACGGGAAUCAAACCUCAAGAGUCUCUUAAGACUUUUUCCUUUUUUCCUUCUCAAUUUGAUUUUGUCAUUUCUUUCAUCGUCAGUCGUAAUAUGUUAUUAAGCUCACAUCCUAGAGAACCUGAGAAGAGUUUAGAAAAAGCCUUUCAGAUGUGACAGGAAUGUUUAAACCAACCACUUAAUGAAUAAAAAUGUACUGCUUCAAACCUC
Scophthalmus maximus (turbot) is the source of this 6600-nucleotide messenger RNA. It is a transcript of the gene znf800b, whose product is annotated as zinc finger protein 800b. The record is from RefSeq and is a predicted model, not a curated record. NCBI's taxonomy places the organism in Eukaryota, Metazoa, Chordata, Actinopteri, Pleuronectiformes, Scophthalmidae. The transcript is spliced from 13 exons. Bases 1537 to 4365 code for a protein of 942 amino acids.